CAACCACGCCCAACCCCGAGCACCAUCUCUUCUGAGGGCGGUAGGGCCGAGUUCAUUUGCAGAGCCUCUGGGUGGAAGGAGGGCUGACCGGUGUAUCUUCAUCGCCCCCGGGAAAGGCGCCGGCAAAGUGAACGAGAUGGCCUGGUGGAAAGCCUGGAUUGAACAGGAGGGUGUCUCGGUGAAGGGCAGCCCCCACUUCAACCCAAACCCCGACGCAGAGACCCUCUACAAAGCCAUGAAGGGGAUCGGCACCAACGAGCAGGCCAUCAUCGACGUGCUCACGAAGAGAAGCAACGCGCAGCGGCAGGAGAUCGCCAAGUCCUUCAAGGCUCAGUUUGGCAAGGACCUCACCGAGACCCUGAAGUCGGAGCUCAGCGGCAAGUUCGAGAGGCUCAUCAUAGCCCUCAUGUACCCUCCAUACAGAUACGAAGCCAAGGAGCUGUACGACGCCAUGAAGGGCUUAGGAACCAAAGAGGGCGUCAUCAUCGAAAUCCUGGCCUCUCGGACCAAGAACCAGCUGCGGGAGAUAAUGAAGGCGUAUGAGGAAGACUAUGGGUCCAGCCUGGAGGAAGACAUCCAAGCAGACACCAGUGGCUACCUGGAGAGGAUCCUGGUGUGCCUCCUGCAGGGACCAUCCUUCACCCGCUUGCUCACCUUCACUGGCUUGUUGUGGGUGUCCCAAUGCCAGGAUCUGUACGCAGCCGGGGAGAAGAUUUGCGGGACUGAUGAGAUGAAAUUCAUCACCAUCCUGUGCACACGCAGUGCCACACACCUGAUGAGAGUGUUUGAGGAGUAUGAGAAAAUCGCCAACAAGAGCAUUGAGGACAGCAUCAAGAGUGAGACCCACGGCUCGCUGGAGGAGGCCAUGCUCACAGUGGUUAAAUGCACCCGGAACCUCCACAGUUACUUUGCGGAGCGACUUUACUACGCCAUGAAGGGAGCAGGGACUCGGGAUGGGACCCUGAUAAGAAACAUCGUUUCAAGGAGUGAGAUUGACUUAAAUCUCAUCAAGCGUCAAUUCAACAAGAUGUACGGCAAGACCCUCAGCAGCAUGAUCAUGGAAGACACCAGUGGCGACUACAAGAACGCCCUGCUGAACCUGGUGGGCAACGACCUCUGAAGGCUCAGAAGGACAAGCGCAAAGGCCAAGAAGGCGGAGGCGUUGGAUCCUGCUUGCUGAAACUUGGCCGUGGAUCGGGGUGGGGGUGGGGGGGAGCCAGAGCACGCCCUUCAGUCUUCUAUCUCCCAGCUUCCAGUGUUUUCCAGCCAGUUCCUCUGACCCAGGGGGAAGGGUCAGCCUGGGGCUCCUACCUCCGCCGAACUCCCAAGUCAAUUUCAGGUGUGAACACACGGCCAGUAUCUCAGCACAGAUCUGGCCUGACAAGUGCCUCCGCCUGAAGGGUCUGCAGGUGCUGGGCCUCACUUCUUCCUUCCUGCACAGAAGCUUCCUCAGCCUGGGCCACAGAGUCCCCUCGGCGCAAGCUACAGAGAAACUCAGCCCCACCCUCAUCUACUGAUCUGGAUCUGCAGAGAAGGGACCAGGGAACGUGGAAUUUUGAUAAGUCUCAGGAGGAUGGUAUAGCUCAGUGGUAGAGCGCACGCUUAGCAUGUGCGGGGUCCUGAGUUCAAUCCCCAGUUCCUCCAUUUAAAAAAAUUAAAAAUUAAUAAAUAAAUAAACAAACCUAAUU
This is a messenger RNA of Vicugna pacos (alpaca), 1688 nucleotides long. Lineage: Eukaryota; Metazoa; Chordata; Mammalia; Artiodactyla; Camelidae. The record is from RefSeq and is a predicted model, not a curated record.